Molecule: messenger RNA, 2859 nt
Organism: Carcharodon carcharias (great white shark)
Lineage: Eukaryota; Metazoa; Chordata; Chondrichthyes; Lamniformes; Lamnidae
Gene: rhbdd1
Product: rhomboid domain containing 1
Exons: 7
Coding region: 220-1101 (293 amino acids)
Cellular component (GO): membrane
Molecular function (GO): serine-type endopeptidase activity
Source: RefSeq, a predicted model, not a curated record
GAGCCUUGGGAUAGUUCUCUGAAACGAAAAUCCUUAUCGGGGAAAACGAUGCUCUGUUGAAGGGUCAUACGGACCCGAAACGUUAACUGUGCUCCUCUCUGCAGACACUUGAGUUUUUCCAGGUAAAAGUCACAGUUCUGCAGCUAACUUCAUUGCUGAAUACAAUAUUAACUAAUCCAAAGAACCAUCGCCACUGCUUAUCCAUUGAUAGUGGGAGUCAUGUAUUCCAGACGGCGAGGAGUGAAUUUGGGACUUUUUCUGUUACUAAGCCAGAUAAUUCAAGUGGGAUUUGAUAAUAUUCCACCUGCUACACUGAUAACAAUGGCGUUGAAUAUCUAUCUUUUCUUAUCACCAGUUAAGCCAUUAUUGAACGUUUGCACCAGUGUGCAUGAAACCUGGGACAGACAAGAUUGGAGUCGUCUUUUUUAUUCGCCAUUUCACCAUGCUGAUGACUGGCACUUAUAUUUCAACAUGGUGUCUAUGCUAUACAAAGGGAUCAAAUUGGAGCAAAGGCUUGGCACCAGGUGGUUUGCCUACAUUUUGUCUGUGUUCUCUUUAAUAACUGGAGUCGUCUACUUAGCACUGGAGAUGCUCCUAGUAGAAUUAAUGAAGGAUCACUCAUAUAAAUUGCAAUGUGCAGUUGGUUUCUCAGGUGUUUUAUUUGCCCUGAAAGUUGUGAACAACUAUUACAACCCUGGAGACAUCACUUAUGUGUUGGGCUUCCCAGUGCAGAGUCAGUAUGCAUGUUGGGCUGAGUUGAUAGCAAUUCAUUUGAUUGCUCCAGGAUCAUCUUUUGUUGGCCAUCUUUCUGGCAUUCUUGUUGGGUUACUGUACACCAAAGGACCCUUGAAGAAUUUGAUGGAAGUGUGCGCUGAAGGUGUUUCACCAAGCAACUAUCCUAGACAACAAACUAGAUUCAGUAACCAAGGGUACUCUGGUUACAAUGAAUUUAGUUAUGAUGCAUCGGACUACAUGACAAACUAUACUGGAGGAAUGACUGAGGAGGAACAAUUAGAAGAGGCAAUUCGGGCAAGUCUAAAUGAUUAUGGAUCUGCUGCCAGAGAGCGAAUGCCGUUUCAGAAAAGGUUGAGGAGCUACUGAUAUGGUGUUCAAAGUUAGACAACUCCACGAGAAAUGCCAAGAAUGGAACAUGGACCUCUACACUACAUUUGUUGACUUGACCAAGGCCUUCGACACAGUCAGCCAUGAAGGCUUUUGUAAAAUAUUGGAAAAAUGUAAUUGUCCUGAGAAAUUUACCUGUGACUGGGAAUGUCAUUGUGCUACUCAGUCUUCUGUUGUGUUGCACAAAGUGUCACAUAAUUUGGUGUGUCUCUCACCUUUUUAUUUUGUCAUCGUUUUUUUUUAAAUCUGUCUCUGCUCUGCUGCUUCUGGCUCUCUUUCUUUCCUCUUGCACUUCACUCUGACCUUUUUCUAACAAAGUUAUGUAGUAUUUACAACACAGGCCAUUUGGCCCAACUGGUUCGUGCCUUUGUUUAUGCUUCACACAGGCAGCCCUCUUCUAACCCUUUUAACAUAUCUCUCUAAUCCUUUCUCUCCCUCAUGUGCUUAUCUUUGCUCGUUUGUUGGUGCCAUUUCCUUCCCAGAAGAUUGAAUGCUUUGGAUCUUCACCUUUUCUGUCUUUUACUGCCUUUACACAUUCUGCAUAGGUCAACUGCAUCCAGACCAUUACAUCUGUCAUCCAUUUUCUCUGCUUCCCUCUCCUAAGUUUUCCAUCCAUUUUUCCCUCCAGUAACUAUCUUUGGUCACAUCAUGACAGCAGAUAGUAGACAAAGUAUUGUAUCUUUUUGAUGUUAUGCUCUAAUUUCUGUUUUCUUCACUAAUUUCCUCUUUUCUCAGCCAUUUCCAGCAUUCAUUAGUCUUUGUCUAUGAAGGAUAUGCAGAACAUCCUCCUAUAUAUUCAUAUCUCGAAUGCAUUCAGCUCAUCAACAAUCUCUUUAUCCCAUGUUUCUGAGGUAUAUAACAUAGAUGACAAAAUGUAGCACCUCCACAUUCUUUUCCUAAAAUUCUGGUUCAGUUUCUUUGAUGUUAACAUGUCCUUCAUUCUGUCAAAGCUUGUCUUGGCUAACUUGGUUCUCCUUUGGAUCAAGCUCAUCUAACUUCCCCUUAAAUGCAUCUAUGCUUUUUGCCUCAACUUGUGCUAUCCAGUUCCUCAUUCCAGCCACUGUAUCUCCUGAAUCCCUAUUAGAUUUAUUUGUGACUAUUUUAUGUUUAUGGCUCCUAAUUCUGGUCUUGUCUGCAAGGGGAAACAUCUUGUCUAUGUCUACCCUAUCAAACAUUUUGUAAUCUUGAAGACCCAAAUCAGGUCACCUCUUUUCAGGUCUUCUCUUUUCUCCUCUCUUUUCGAGAGUGGAGGGGGUAAUGUUUGGAAUGUAUGUUGUCGUAAGAAAAGGAACUAGGCUGUAUUUUCCACCACUGGUUGCAGAGAAAAUACAAUCUGCAGUCUUCUAGUAACUCUCUUCCCAUUCCCACCCCCAUCCUUUACCCUCCUGCUCCCUCAGUAUCCCUUCAACUUCCUACUAUACCUUUCCCUUUCCACCCACUCAGUCCCAUUUCUUCUAGCUUUAGUUUGAAAUCAAGUACCAGAAAUGAAAAUCACACUGCACUGCUGGCCAUAUUCUGCAUAUAACAUUCAAUAGUGAGUUGCUCAAUGGAAAGCAUUUUUGCGUAUAAUAUGUGAAAUGUCUUUCCUGUAGUGGGCACUUCUUGUACAUCUGACGCUUCCCCUGUCGCAUUUUGCUGAUAAUUCAGUUGUUUUAGGACAAUAUAUUUUCCAACUCAAUGAGAGCAAUACCAGAUAUCUGCCUGUAUAAUAAUAAAAUUUUAAGCAACAAGGAAAAA